ACUACCUGAAAGCCUAGACCAUAUCCUGUGGACAGGCCUGUGUGGAUUACCCGGUGCUGACUUGGUUCAGAAGGAAGAAGCCUGUGCUACAGACAUGCCAUAUGGGCAGUGGUUGGACUCCAGCUGCCACACUCCUGAUUCAGCUCCCUGCUAAUGUGCCUGGGCGAGAGGAGAAGAUGGCCCAAGUGCUGUGGAUCUACGCCCUUGUGGGAGACUCAGCUGAAGCUCCUGGCUCCUGACCUCAGCCUGGCCCAGACCUGCCUGUUGUCAUCCUCUGGGGAGAUUGGGCAUGGUCGCUGUGAGGGCCCGACGGGACCGUGAGCAAGCAGCGACAAUUGCCAAAUAUGAGCAGGGCCACCAAGGUGUGGCUCUAUCUGAGCCUGAAGAAGAGGAUGAUGACAGCGGCCGCCUCUUCCCAGACAGGCUUGGAUUUCUACAUGAGAAGAUGCUGCUUCAGGACAGUGUCCUGGGGACUAAGCAGAAACAGAUGGAAACUCGGAGACUCCAAAAGUGGGUCAAAAUGUUGAAGAAUUAUACCAAAUAUUGUGACAGCAAGAAGUUCCAUCGGAGCUGCUUCAAAGGAAUCCCCAGCCAGGUGCGGGGAAGCAUCUGGAUGCUAAUGCUUGAUGUGAACACGAAGAAAGCCCAGAACGUGGGGAAGUACAAGGCAAUGAAGGAGCAGUCCAGGCUGCAGUCAACGCCAUUCGACCAGAUCAACUGGCCUGUGCGAGGGAGCUUCCGAAAUCACGUGCUGUUCCAAGAACGCAAUGGAGCCAGGCAGCAGGCUUUGCUUGAUGUUUUGAUGGCCUACACCGUGUACAACCCUGAGGUGGGCUGUGGCCAAGGCCUGAGCCAUCUAGUGGCGCUAUUGCUGAUGUGGCUGAGCGAGGAAGACACAUUCUGGGCUCUGGUCCAGCUGAUGGAGAACAAGAAAUAUGCGAUGUCCGGUCUCUACACACUCGGAUCACCAAAGCUGAAGACACUGCAGAACCACCUGGGAGAUAUUGUGCACCGCACCCUCCCGGCUCUCGAGCAACACCUGGAGCAGCAGGGACUCAACCUCCAGGACUGCACGGCACACUGGUUUACUCAGUGUUUUCUGGAUGUGGCUCCAUUCCCCCUGGCACUGAGGAUGUGGGACAUCUUCGUCCUGGAAGGGCAGCAUGUGCUCACCACCAUGGCCUACACGAUGUUGAAGGUUCACAGAAGGCGCCUGCUGAAGAUGACCAGGGACCACCUGCAGGAAUUCCUCCAGGAGAGCCUGAAGCAAGUCUGGACCCCGGGCGAUGACAUUGUCAUCAAGCAGCUCCAGGCCUCAAAGCAUGAGCUGCGGAAGCUGCACUGUCUCCUGCCUCCCCAAGCAAAGCCCAAUGAGUCCUGCAGCCUGUGUCUGGGGCUGCCACGUGUUUCCCUAGAGCAGAUGCCUCCUCCAAAGAUACUGAAACCUUCCAAUAUGACUGCAGAGAGCUCGUCCCCAGCGGUGGGGCUCAAGACCUCACACCUAAAGAGCAUCCUUGGCAGCCCACCUUGCCGCGGGGACAGUCCCAGCCUGAAGCCUGCUAGAGUCAUUGCUUUGCGAGGACCACAGCCCUGGGUGCCCUCGCCUACCAGUAGCUGCCUUGCCAUCCGCUCCCUGAGGCAGCUGCAGCUCUCCAGGAUGCUGCAAGACCGGCGCAGUGAGUGUGGGACCGCCUUCCGCUUCCGGCGGCGUGCGUGCGGGCGUGAGGAGGAGCAGCAGUUGCGUGCGAGCGGCUCAGUGGCGCGGGCUGUGCGGGCGUGCGGGGAAGACGCGUGUGGGCGCGGGGCGGGCGGCGCGGGGAGGCCUCCCGCGGGCCUCGAGGGCGGUCCUUGCAGCAAGCGGCUCCCGAGUGGGAAGUGGACAGUGGGGACCUGCUGGAGAGGGGACUCCGGAGAGGUAGUUUUGAGUCAGUUCCUUGUGCAGCCCUGA
Ochotona princeps (American pika) is the source of this 1948-nucleotide messenger RNA. RefSeq names its product USP6 N-terminal-like protein. Bases 290 to 1948 code for a protein of 552 amino acids. The record is from RefSeq and is a predicted model, not a curated record. The transcript is spliced from 17 exons. NCBI's taxonomy places the organism in Eukaryota, Metazoa, Chordata, Mammalia, Lagomorpha, Ochotonidae.